This is a messenger RNA of Pecten maximus, 850 nucleotides long. Its product is annotated as fatty acid-binding protein, adipocyte-like. Gene Ontology annotation, cellular component: nucleus; cytosol. The record is from RefSeq and is a predicted model, not a curated record. Lineage: Eukaryota; Metazoa; Mollusca; Bivalvia; Pectinida; Pectinidae. Gene Ontology annotation, molecular function: fatty acid binding. The transcript is spliced from 5 exons. Bases 79 to 603 code for a protein of 174 amino acids. Gene Ontology annotation, biological process: fatty acid transport.
GGGAACUGUCGCCUUAAACUUGUAUAUCUAACAAUACUUUUAUUGCAAUUAGACUAACUGGAAGGACCCGUCCGAGGAAUGGAACGGUUUUAUGUACAUUAUAACAUUUACAAUGAAGGUAUUCACAUAUUGUAUAAGAGGGCAGACGACACUAGCGUUACAAUGGCAGACUCCGAGGCAGCUCUUGAAGAAGUUGUGAACACCAUCGGCGGCGUGUGGGUUCUCGACAAAAAUGAAAAUCUGGAUGAUUACUUAAAAGAAAUCGGGGUGAACUUCAUGUUGAGGAAGUUGGCGACGGUCGCCAGUUCAACUAUGACCAUCACCCGAGAGGGCAACGAGAUCCGUAUCGUCACAAAAGGACCUAAAGACACCGAUGUCAAGUUCGAACUUGGAAAAGAAGUUGUGUCACAUGACCCCAACGAUAACGAACUGAAGGCUAUUGUUACAUGGUCCGGAGGUAAACUAACGACAGAUUCCACUCCGACAGAUGGGUCAAAGGCCAAGGCCACCCUCGUGGAACGAUGGAUAGAAGACGACCAGCUGAUUAUGUCUGUUAAAGUCAACGAUGUGAAGAUGAAGCGGAUAUUUAAAAAGAAGAGUUAAUCAACUCGACAGAGUUUAGGAUACGCUUUCCUGUGACCACAAGUGUAUUUAAACGUUUUUUCUACAUUAAUUGUGCACAUGUUCGCGUAAUUGGAGACUUUCGUGUCCCGGACAUCUGCCAGACAUGCCUUUAGAGAGUGAUGGAUGACGGAUGGAACUUCUGUGUUUAAUCAAUGUUGUUGUUUUUGCUGAUUUUAUUUACACAGAUUAAAGCUCUGUUUGUUUACAUAAUAAACAUAUUGUUUAA